GGCUUCGCUCCGGCAGUGAUAAGAAGGGUGUCGUGGUGGUAAACUCAUAUGACAAAUGAUCAUGACUUGAGGUAGUUAUUGCAGUAAAGAAUGACUUCGCGGCAAGGAUGCGGCGCCCAGGGUCUUCGUGUCGUAGCGUCUAGGGACCUUCCAUGGUCCUACUGUUUGCUUUUCCUGCCGCUUACCCUGCUGACCGGCGUGUCGGUCGGAGGGCAGAACGAGGCGCAACAGGACGCGCUGCAGAAGCCGCCGUCGGCAGGACAAAGCAGCGAGCGAGUUAGCGUUGGUAGCGGAUCUCUCCAAGACCGAUGGCAGGAAAUCAGCUCCGCCCUGGUUGGGACAAGGACGCUCAGUGAUGGUGGCAGUGCCGUCAGCAGUGAUGCUGGUGCGGCGUCCACUUCAGAAAUCAAUGGCACGACGCAAUCAGCUGAUCCGCCUAUCAACUUGGAGCCGGGAUGCGCAGCUCUUCCGGAGAUGGUUCGGCUGCGGAACAGCAUCCAGCGCAUGUCAGAUAUGAAAUUGACAGAGGGUGACGAAGACCCAAUGCAAAUUUGUGCGCUUGUCUACGAUCGCUACGAAGACGACCCAGGCAUCUUUAAUCAAUGCGCAGGUGGUGUGGUAACGGCGCUCGUCUACCUCUCGAUCGCACAAGAGACGGACCUAAAGUGUAUGGUGUUCAUGAUACUAUAUGGAAUUGUGACGGAAUUCAGUAACUGAUUCUCACUUAGGUCCAGGAGUGGUUCCCGUAGCUUCCUCUGCGGAGCGACGGCAUUUGCAUUCCGGUAAGAAAUAGCAGACUGAAGUCAAUCCUUCGUGUAAGCACAACUUUUUUGCUCCUUUUCAUCGCUCACGAACUACUACGUAAAGCAACGUACUUACUAUUUGCUUCGGAAAGCCUGGAUUUAGGGUCCUGGCCGGUCAGGGACGAGUUGGUGCGUACACUGUACGCUAACACGGAGGGGCAGAAGCCGCCCCUCGUGGUACCCAAGAAACUGCGGGCGCCUAUCGGCGUUGAUACCACAGAAGCGGUGGAGCGGAACCUGAAAUAUGAAAAUAGUCUGACUGUACACUUCGACAGCGUCAUGUUCUACUACUUCUACGAACCGGAGGAGGAAAAUCCUUGCGUGUGUCGUAGCGGGUCUUGGUGUCUGCCAUAUUGGGUGCGCGCAUUGACCAACGCGACGGUAGAUGUGUGGGUGGCUGGCCGCGACGUAAAUCGGACUGUUUAUCGCAUGGAUGCACGCGGAUGUCUCGUGUCGUUGCGUCAAGGUCUCGCAAACUUUUCGCUACUGCAAGCCAAGGCUUUCGAUCUUCUUUUUGUCUUCGAGGUCAACAGCUUCAUGCACCCGGAGGCACGGGGAGGGAUCUUCGCGAAGAAAACCAUACUAUAUCCGACUUACAACUUAUCCCCAGGACAAGUGCGGAACUUUGAGGCGCAGAAAAUAUCCGUCCUACGCGACGACCAAGUGUUGAAACCGCCAAACCCCCGCUAUCGAGAAAUCCUUGAAAACAUGCUCGCGGCUCCGGGGUCAGUCCUUGAGGUGCAGGAGGAGACCGAAGAAGCCCUAGCAAGGGCUUACGGGGUCACUGACGUGUCGACGCUGCCUUACCCUAAUCAGACGCGAACAGAAUGGCAGAAGGUAGCACCCGAGGAGCUCAACGCGAGCGAAACUGUGUCACAAGCGGCAACUGAAGGCCUAGCAGGAGUGCCCGUUCCAGCAACGGGCUCGCCCCAGGGAGGUUGGAAAAAUUCAUCAAGUUCAUCUGUCGCGCAGAAGAAAGAGAAGGGAUUGAUUCGCAUGGAUGAGUUCCGCGAGAAGGCUGAUGGCACACGGGAGCAAAAGGUAGUGCGAAUUUUGCCUGAAGCAAAUAUGACCGCCUCGCGGUUGCCUCCUCGCUUCCUCCAUUUUCCGCCUGACAAGAGUGCGCUAAUCUAUCCGGCACUGCUGAAACCGGCCAAAGGGCAAUUGGAUUUUUUGAACAUGUUGUACCACCGGGACGGCGCACGGGAGAGCGCGGAGACGGAACAGAUACUAAGAGGUGUGCACGUCUAUUUCAUCGGAGCGUGUGGUGGGAACGUCACCUACUGUUCACAAACUGCUGUUCGGUGCGCACAGCUCAGAGGGCGGCUAAGCUUAUGAAUGUUUUUCGACGUCUUCUGGGGGAAAUUGCUGUGUGCUUUCGCAGCAGUCAGAUUGUCACUUUUUUCUCAAGAUGCGGAGACUAGUGGUACUACUUAGAGUCAAUAGCACGAAUCGUGGUUCAAGUCUCAUGUCUACGCGUUUAUCCAGAAUUAUAUCGAUUCCAUGUACUCUUUUUGCAUAGAUGUGGCUCUAAUAGAAGGUUUCCAGUGUACUUUUCUGAAUAGUCUGACGGAGCGCGAGAUGGCUUUGGUAUACCGGAACGCGGCGGGCACGCUUUUGUACAGCAGCAACGACUGCAAUGCGCGCAUUCUGCACGAGUCGGUGCUGAUGAAUAAACCGUUUUUCGCCACCGCAGAGGCGCAAGUGCCUGCCAGCAUGCAGCACCUUGGCCACAUCGUAGAUUUCGGUGCGGAAGAUGUGUCAGAGGAAUUUGCCUUGUUUGUGAACGCACUACGCAAAAACAUGUGGGGAGAUCGACCUAGGAAAUUUGCCCAACAGCAUCUUUCAGACGAGGCGGCUUACGGCAAGAUGCUUCUGUAUAUGGAAAAGCAGUGGUGGGGCUAGAAUCACAGUGAUGCCAGCCGUGCCACCGAAGAACUGCAGGAAGGUCCCUGCAGCUGGUCGGUAACGAAUUCGAAUGGUGCUCAUGGUCUUAAACUACCCUACAUAUUUCAGUUAAAACCUGACAUUGCAAUUACUCGGUAGCAGUCUUUGCUAUCGCUGGGUAGUUCGGAGUGAGAGAUCUUUGUCUAAAAACAGACAAGUAGUACGGAAGAAUGAGGAGAAAGAACAGAGUCUAUCAAAAGUUCCCUGGGCGGAGAAUCGGAAACGUAGAACGCUCGGCUAAGAGUUAC
Amoebophrya sp. A25 is the source of this 2998-nucleotide messenger RNA. The record is from the annotation of a GenBank genome assembly. NCBI's taxonomy places the organism in Eukaryota, Dinophyceae, Syndiniales, Amoebophryaceae.